Molecule: messenger RNA, 2895 nt
Organism: Colletotrichum acutatum
Lineage: Eukaryota; Fungi; Ascomycota; Sordariomycetes; Glomerellales; Glomerellaceae
Product: heterokaryon incompatibility protein
Exons: 2
Coding region: 340-2412 (690 amino acids)
Source: RefSeq, a predicted model, not a curated record
GGCCCAUUCCUCGAAGGAAGUGGAAGCAGACAAACGGACGAGAUGCCUGGGUGUUCCUCCUAAUGUUGCUUCGAAUCAUGCUAUUGACAUGAUUCGCCCAACGCCUUUUGCGCCCCAAUCUAGCGCUUAAAACCACCUGAUGACGAGGGGUAUGCAAUAUGGCAGCCUAGGAGAGAAAAUAAUCUUUAACGAGGAAAUACUCCGCAUGUUACCCGAUGCGCAAAAACAACAAAUCUCAACCAUAGACCGCGGCCAUUUGACGAUUCUUGCCGAAGGCAUUCGCCAGGGACGUUGGGGACAGAAACAACUCUGCAAAGGUGCAAAGCCCAGGAUAUCAAGAUGGUUUGCUCUUGCUGCCGCAAAGUCCUCGAGCUCAAGAAAGACUACACGUUGAUCAGUAACGAGCGGGACGGGGAAGGUACCCUCAUACCACAUCAUCGCGAUGGCGAAAGCCUGACGGCCUCGGUGGACGCCGGGUGUUACAUUUGCAAUCGACUGUGGGCCGCCCUGGAUAUCGAAGAGCGAUGCAAGGUUCGGCGGUCAGUCGGUGAGCUGGCGAAAUGGGGUGGUCCAGCGACUAAGUCACCUCUCACGUCGGUGUUUUGGGACGGCGGAGCAGCAUUUGCUUAUCCCCGCGCCUUCUUGCUACACCUCGCUUUUGACCGAGGGAAAAUUUUGGAUCUAGGGAGAAAUCAAAGGAAAGGAUUCUUCAGCCUAACAGUUUUGCUUCUUCCACAAGAAUCCUACGCGCCUCAAUACCAAAUCAAGUCGUACUCCCGUAGUACGAGAUCCGAAGAAACCUUCCGUGUCGCACAGAAAUGGAUUACGGAAUGUCUAGCCGAACAUCCACAUUGCGGUGCCAAACCACAUGCAUCUACCACUGCUCAGUGGUACCCCAGUCGCCUCCUGGACACAGGACCUCUCGACCAGGAGAGCUCCAUUUGUCGACUCGUCCUACCGAACGUCACCCCUAUCCAAGGCUCUUACGCAACUCUCAGCCAUUGUUGGGGUAUGAAGGAGUCUUUCAACCUGACAACGAGCAACUACGCACAACUACAGCAGGAAAUCCCAUUCGAAACCCUCCCUCCCUUGUAUCGUGACGCCGUUGAAACCAGUCGCCGCCUUCAUAUUCGAUACCUGUGGAUUGACUCACUGUGUAUUAUCCAGCACGGGGAUAACUUCACUGAUUGGAAACAAGAAUCAACGCAUAUGGACAAGAUCUACUCGGGAUCCUUCGUCAACAUAUCAGCGGCCGAUGCCCCUGAUGCGAAUCACCCCCUCUUUCACGACCGCAAUCCGGAUGCUCUGUAUUCGCAGACUAUAGAGCUUCCUGUCAGUUCCCUCACUACUCGUUUCAUCUUAAUGGACUAUAACUUCUGGAGAACAGAAGUUUCCAGCGCAGUCAUCAAUACAAGAGCCUGGGUGCUUCAAGAGAGACUCCUCUCUCCGAGAGUAUUGUACUUUGGUCAACGACAAAUUCUAUGGGAGUGCCAGCAAAAGGAAGACGCUGAGAUCUAUCCCGAAGGCUUGCUAAUAGAUCUAUCACGAUUCCCCAGUCCUUUCAAGGGCUUUGGCCACAACCAAAUCGGCUGGAAGCCUCGAGACCACGGCGAUCUCUCAAAGUACCAAUACUGGUGCAACAUUGUGAAUGCUUACACCAGGGCUAAGUUGACAUUCCCCGUCGACAAGUUGAUUGCACUUUCAGCUGUCGCGAAGACUGUGAGAGAGUUACUCCAGGAUAGCUAUGUUGCAGGGAUGUGGCGCCGCUACCUAGAGCGAGAACUGAUGUGGUCCGUCGCUGUCGGCGAGGCGCAAGCUAGGCCAUCAGUCUACCGGGCUCCAAGUUGGUCAUGGGCGGCAGUGGAUGGACACAUUACUCCGGGUAUCAUGGAUCUCGAAGCAGUGGAGAUAUUGAUCGAGGUACAGGAUCUGCAUCUCGACUAUAUUACAAGCGAUACGACAGGCCUGAUCAGCGGUGGAUGGCUACAGCUCUGGGGAAGCCUCAAGAAGCUUGAGCUUCUGCCCGAUGCUUUUUUCAGCAGUCAUAGCAACGACUUCGAGUUUCUUAUGAUGGUUGUGAAUGGUGUUCCAGUCAGUGUCCGCGCCGAUUCGGUCAUGAAAGAAUAUCAACCACAUGUCUAUCUCGAUGACAAUCAACAGUGGGAAAGCACACAGAACCAUCAACAGGAACUAUUCUGUAUGCCAGCUAGAACAAGACCAGGUAAUGAUGGAAGCAUCUACGUGCUAUUGUUGCAGCUUGAAGACGGGAAAAACGGCACCUUUCGUCGCAUCGGGAUCGCUCGCGGUUGGGGCAAGGAGGUGAGGGAGAGUUUGCUAGCAUGCAAUGCAGAAGAGAGUACAUUGCCAUGCGUAAGGUAUGAAGGAGGCCGACACCUAGUGCGGAUCGUUUAGUUGGGCAGGGCCUCCAAGGCAACUAGACGAUAUGAACAGGAUGAGGCAGCAAGAGCCCACCCGGCACGACAUGGAGGGCUUCAUGGGCUUCUGCAGAUAGAAAAUGAAGAAGAGAAGUAGAUCACCGCACUGAGCGAUAAAUCAUUGGACAGUGCGCGUGUCACUCUGACUUCCAGUAGGUGACUAAACAGAACGUUGGUGUACGUUUUCCAAAGGUGGCUUUAAUUGCCUGAAGUCGAGAGUUACUGUAGCAAUUUGUUGUAAGACGCUUUAUUGUUAACUUCGUGUAUAGCUGAGAUAUAUACGACGGGUGUCUACCCACUAAGGUAUUGUCGAACUACUCGACCUGAGUGCUUACCCAGCAAAGUCUGCUCAAAUUCACAGACUGUGAAAGAAGAGAUCGCACUAAGGUAGCACGCACAACAGAAUGCAUGGGCGUUUCUCAAGUCGAUUGACGAAAAUAAGGCACUUAUUUAGAGUUGA